UUGGAAAUUCGCGGCAUGACCUGUAGCAUGUGUGCGCAAGCAAUUGACGUAAAGUUGCGCAGUGUCCCUGGCGUGACGGAAGUCGCCAUCAAUCUCACGACCGAUACGGCGACGGUGGCGUUUCGGCCCCGCGAUUCCGAAACGAAGGGGAGAUUGGAAGAGCUCACGGGCGCCAUUGAAGAUGCGGGUUACGAAGUGGUUACCGCGCGACUCAUGAAUUGUGAAAACGGCAGUUCCGAACCACGGGGCAAAGCGGAACUGGUGAUUCAGGGCAUGACUUGCAGCAUGUGCGUACAAGCGAUCGAAAACGUGGUGCGACAAGAUUUACAGAACACCACCAUUGCCAUUCACCUUUCUACCGACACAGCGGUGGUGGACUGGGAUACGACCAAAUAUUCACUGGAAACAAUUCAGGAAACAAUUGAAUCGAUCGGGUACACCGUCACGAGUGCGAAUGAGCUACCAGAGAACAACUCCACGGAAAGUACAUCUAUGGAAGAAAGCUGGGAGCACUUUACGCGCCGACAGGAAGCCAAAGUCCAAGCCCAACGUCGGGCCUUUCUCUCGAGUUUGGCGGGGACCUUGCCUAUACUUCUUUUUACCAUGGUGUUUCCGCAUAUCUUGCCAUCGCAUACGUUCCUAAAUCGCCACAUCUCCAUUUGGGGAUACGAUCUGGAAUGGCAAGCUCUCAUUUUAUGGAUCCUCGCCACACCGGUUCAAUUUAUCACUGGUUGGGGCUUUUACAAACACGCAUAUUUCGGGAUUAUGUCGGGAAAGGCGGGUAUGGAUGUUCUGGUGGCGUUAGGGACGACGGCUUCGUACGGAUACGCUCUGGAAGGUUUGCUGACGGGCGACGAUGAAGCCGCACACUUUUUCGAAACGUCGGCCGUUUUGAUUUGUUUCGUCCUUGCCGGCAAAUGGAUGCAAGUGCUGGCCGUCCGGCGCACCAGCGAGGCGUUGACGGCCUUGAUGAAAUUGCAAAGCAAGACGGCCGUGAAAAUAACGCCCGGCAACAAAGUUUCCAGCGCUUCUUUCAACCCACUAUUCGAUCCAUACCACGAAGCAGUAGUUCCAAUCCAAGAGGUCCACGCAGGGGAUAUGGUCAAAAUUAUUCGCGGUGCGUCCAUUCCUGCCGACGGGAACGUUUUAUUUGGAGAAGUCUCGGUGGACGAAAGCAUGGUCACGGGCGAGUCGGUGCCAGUGCUGAAAGGCCCCGGGUCGGUGGUGUUGGGGGGUACCGUCUUCGGAGCCGCUUUCGUGGAAGUCACUGGCGUGGGGUCGUCCACCGCUUUGGCACAAAUCGUUCAACUCGUCCAAGAAGCACAAACUCGAUCCGUCCCCAUCCAAAGUUUUGCAGACCGCAUCUCGGGGAUCUUUGUUCCAACGGUGUGCACGAUUUCGCUGCUCACAUACAUGGUCUGGUACGCGCUGUGUUCUUCGAAAGUCGUUCCAGCUUCGUGGUAUGACGACCUUGGUGAGAGUAUGACCACGUUUAGCCUCAAGUUUGCCAUUGCUUGUCUCGUUAUUUCUUGCCCAUGUGCCUUAGGACUGGCGACGCCGACUGCCGUCAUGGUGGGUACCGGGGUGGGCGCCAAGUUGGGUGUUUUGAUGAAAGGAGGGGAGGCGCUUGAAGUGGCCAGCAAGGUAAAUUCGGUCGUCUUUGACAAAACGGGAACCUUGACGCAAGGAAAACCAGCGAUCACGGACUUUGUGAGACUCGACGAAGAAAAUCCAAACGAUUGGCCGGAGGAUGAUUUGCUCUGGAUGCUGGCAUCCUUGGAGCGGACAUCAGAACAUCCUCUGGCGAAUGCGGUAGUCUCGUACGCUGAAGAACAUUUGAGUGUGGAUUAUCUGGAACAACAUCCUUUUGCACAACCCUCCAAUUUUCGAGCGAUUACUGGACGGGGUGCAUCUGGAGUUGUUCAAGGCACAUCGGUAGCUGUUGGUAAUCGAUCGUUUGCCAACGUGCUGAAUAUCUCGGUACCGGCGCAAGCGGAAGCCGUCAUGAAAAGGCUCGAAGAGCAGGGCAAGACUGCCAUUCUAGCUGCGUUUAACGACCAUGCCUACGUGGUGAUGGGGAUUGCAGACGAGCUCAAGUCGGAUGCGGCUGCUUCGCUAUCCUAUCUGAAAAAUACGUUGGGCGUCGAUAUUUGGAUGGUUACCGGGGACAAUAGUCGAACGGCAAAAGCCAUUAGUCGUAAGCUCGGUUUGGCCCCGAACCGCGUCAUCUCCGAAGCCUUACCCGCCGCCAAGGUCCAAAAAGUGCGACAGCUGCAAGCCGAAGGUCGAGUGGUCGCCAUGGUAGGUGACGGGGUCAACGAUAGUCCUGCCUUGGCGCAAGCCGACGUGGGCAUGAGUGUCGGGACGGGGGCCGACAUUGCGGCGGAAGCGUCCGACAUGGUGUUGGUCAAGGCGCACGUGACGGAUGUUUGCGUCGCGCUGCACUUGAGUCGCGUCAUUUUUCGACGCAUUCAACUGAACCUGCUACUAUCCCUCGUAUACAAUUGUUUGGGUAUCCCGAUUGCGGCGGGUCUCUUCUACCCGUACGUGCGGACGCGGCUACCGCCGACCGUAGCGGCUCUGGCCAUGGCCUUAAGUUCCAUCAGUGUCGUAUUGAGCAGUUUGAGUCUCCAACUGUACCAGCCCCCG
Molecule: messenger RNA, 2649 nt
Organism: Phaeodactylum tricornutum CCAP 1055/1
Lineage: Eukaryota; Bacillariophyta; Bacillariophyceae; Surirellales; Neidiaceae
Gene: ATPase1-1B
Product: P1B, P type ATPase
Exons: 2
Biological process (GO): monoatomic cation transport; copper ion homeostasis
Cellular component (GO): membrane
Molecular function (GO): copper ion binding; ATP binding; ATP hydrolysis activity
Source: RefSeq, a predicted model, not a curated record